GAUACGGACUAGACUUCUACCAUACUUCAAGAUUGUUAUGAUGAGGUGGCCUACGUUCCAGUGGAUUUUGGCAUUCGUGGCAGUGCUAAUGAUACAAGAUAUGGUAAAAGCAGCACCCAAUCCCAGAGGCGAAGACAUGUUGAAAGAAUUACUAAAAUUGGACAAAAUGUAUUCAUCUAUCGCCAGACCAAGUUUGCGAAGUGUCUCGUCAAUGGAUGGCAGGCCUAAAGUGGUUCAGAGAGCGAUCAUGCGGAUACAAGAACUUGACAAGCUGUACGCGGACAGAGCAAGACCCAGGUUCGGAAAACGGACGCAGGGCAACGCUGAUUUCCAACAGGCUGAUUACGAUAGCCAGUAUCAGAGCGAUCCAGAGAUGAGCGACUGGAUGGCAGUUCGUAGAUGAGGAGUACCAAAUUCACCACAACUAUUGCAAUCACCUGCUACACAAAUAAGAACUCCCUCUAUUCUCCGUUUUCGUUUCUCUUAAGCCCUCUUCCGACAAUAAGUUUACCUCAUCUUUCCAGCCAUUCCUCUCCUUAACCAAUGUUCACACUAGUGACGAGCCUCACUUGGCCUUUUAACGUGUAACAGCGCAUGCGCUAUUGAAGUCUGUCAAAUUUGCAUGACAAGAGGCAUGGACAGACGCACAGAACGUCAUAUUGAAGAUGAAAGAUAGAGAGAAAGUGCACUAGUGUAAACGUAACGUCGUACGAAGCUUUAUGUCAAACUUUGGAAUCGAUCUAAAUCCAAGAACAAUGAUUAUUAGCAUUUCGUAUUUCUAUCUAAAAGGAAUUCGAAAGAUCUUAGCGCCAUCUAUGAGACUGCAGCAAGACUAAUUUCUCAAAAUUUUCAAACUGGAUUUCUAAAUGAAUUUUUAUGUUUAAGCCUUAAUAAGGUUUUCCACGUUUGACAAAAGCUCAUAUACUUUCAAAUUCUUCCAACUUCUUUGCUCUAUUCUUCUAUACUCUUCGGUGUUCUUGUCACGAAAUGCGUCUCUGUUAUUGUUGCGAUUAUUUAGUCCUUAAUAAAGCAUUAUUCUACCUUGAUA
Molecule: messenger RNA, 1048 nt
Organism: Acanthoscelides obtectus
Lineage: Eukaryota; Metazoa; Arthropoda; Insecta; Coleoptera; Chrysomelidae
Source: the annotation of a GenBank genome assembly